AAGUACUGUUACUUCCAACAAUAGAUUUUUGUUUCCCUCCAAUCCAACCCCCAAACAGAACAUUUUUCUCUCUCUCACUCUUCUUAUCCUUUUACUACACACACAACACACGCCCCCAAAUAAAACCAAAUUAUCUUUCUCUUCUCUUCUCUACUAAAAUCAACAUCACUUCCACUCUUCCCCUUUCUUCUUGAAUUCUUCAAUUCCUCACAAACCCAAUUCAAUCAAAUAAUUUCCCAAUUUCCACAAAACCCUAACCCUAUGGAACUUUCUCGUCUCUCACUUUCCGACAACUACUUCUUCUUAUCCUCGCCAAUUCAUCGUUCUUCUUGGACUCGCCCGCUUCCCGCGUUGCCCGCAUUCUUCACCACCCGCCGCCGCCGGAGAGGUUUAUGCUCCGCCUCCAACUCCGACACUCUAGUCGCCGCUGCCGCCAAGAAGCACGGAGAGGAUGACACUGACUUGAAGACGUGGAUGCAUAAGAAUGGGCUUCCGCCUUGUAAGGUUGUUCUCAAGGAUAAACCUUCGCUUGAUGAUAGUCUUAAGCCUAUACACUAUGUUGCUGCUAGCGAAGAUCUUCAGAAGGGGGAUGUUGCAUUCUCGAUUCCCAGUUCGUUGGUUGUCACUCUCGAGCGUGUAUUGGGAAACGAGACUAUCGCUGAGCUAUUGACCACAAACAAGUUUUCGGAAUUGGCAUGCUUGGCCUUAUAUCUGAUGUAUGAGAAAAAACAGGGGAAGAAAUCUUUCUGGUAUCCAUACAUUAGGGAGCUUGAUCGGCAACGAGGCAGGGGACAGCUGGCAGUGGAAUCACCUCUUCUAUGGUCAGAAUCUGAGCUGGCAUACCUUGAAGGAAGCCCAUUAAAGGAUGAAAUUGUUAAAAGGAUUGAAGGAAUAAGAAAAGAGUAUAAUGAACUAGACUUAGUCUGGUUUAUGUCUGGUUCUUUGUUUCAGCAAUACCCAUAUGACAUUCCCACCGAGGCUUUUCCAUUUGAAAUUUUCAAACAAGCUUUUGCAGCAGUUCAGUCAUGUGUUGUGCAUUUACAGAAUGUUAGUUUAGCUCGGAGAUUUGCUCUGGUUCCCCUGGGACCUCCUUUGUUAGCCUACUGUAGCAAUUGCAGGGCGAUGUUAUCUGCGGUUGAUGGUGCUGUCGAGCUUGUGGUUGAUCGCCCAUAUAAAGCCGGGGACCCAAUUGUUGUGUGGUGUGGCCCACAGCCUAACACAAAGUUACUUACAAACUAUGGUUUUGUUGAUGAUGACAAUUCCAAUGAUCGUCUCAUAGUUGAGGCGGCUUUGAGUACCGAAGAUCCACAAUAUCAAGAAAAAAGAAUGGUUGCUCAAAGAAAUGGAAAAUUAUCAAUUCAAACUUUUAAUGUGUAUACUGGGAAGGAAAGGGAAUCUGUCUUAGAUAUGAUUCCGUAUCUGCGUUUAGGCUAUGUUUCAGAUCCUUCUGAGAUGCAAUCUGUCAUCUCCUCUGAAGGUCCAGUUUGUCCUAUGAGCCCAUGUAUGGAGCGGGCCGUGCUGGACCAGCUUGCUGAUUAUUUCAAUUCCCGGUUGGCUGCCUACCCUACAACCUUGGCUGAAGAUGAAUCUAUGCUGGCAGAUGGUAGUUUGAAUCCAAAGAGGCGAGUUGCUACUCAACUUGUAAGGCUAGAAAAGAAAAUGCUUCAUGCAUGUUUGCAGGCAAUCACGGAUUUCAUAAACCAGCUACCAGACCAUAGUGUAUCGCCAUGCCCUGCUCCUUAUGCACCUUCAUUAAAAUAAAAGGAAGACAAUUUUGAAUUGGAGGAAAACUGUUUUCUUUCAAAUACCCUAGAGCAAAGGAUAAAAAUGAGUUACAGCAGCCUAUCACGAGUGGUGAGAAUUAAAGUGCACAUUGGCAGGUCUAGUUCGGAGCAAGUUAGUGGGGAUGGAGCUCCGGAUUGAAGCCCCGAUGAUGGAGAGACAGUAUCCCCUAUGCACGUCAAACGGAUGAUAAAAUUUAUGCUAAAAAUUGGAAUUUCUUUUUCUUUCUUUUUGUAUAUUUAUCUAUAUUUUAUUUAAAAUAAUACCAUUUAAUUUUCUCCUUGACUAGCGAUUUCUUGAUGAAUGUGAAAAACAUGGUUGAGUAUUGCCACUGAAUCCUAAGCACAUAGUCAAUACCUUCUCGGGGCAUAGGAAAUGUGUACCCUCCUGCUCAUGUUGUAUGACUUGGAGUUUUGUGACCAAAAAACAUGCAUAGGAAUUGUGUACCCUCCUGCUCAUGUUGUAUGACUUGGAGUUUUGUGACCAAAAAACAUCUAGUCCCAAUUCUCUUUUGCUAGCUAAAAUAGGGGUUUGUGUGUAGAACAAUAUCCAUCGGCGGUGGUAGCAAAAACAUGUCCACCAUUCACUUUGUACUACUAAUGAAACAAAAGUAUUUUAAAGAGACCUCAAGUCACAUAUAGACUAUUUAGAGUCAGAGCUCCUAAAAUACUUGUGUCAAAACCUGCUGUUGGACCUUAUUAAUCAAUAAUCGGAAUUGUCCUUUAGUGUUUUCAUUAUUGUAAUUUUCUAAUUGUUAAAAAGCUGUAUAAAUUGAAAUAAUUCAAUUCAA
Messenger RNA from Lathyrus oleraceus (garden pea), 2572 nucleotides. RefSeq names its product ribulose-1,5 bisphosphate carboxylase/oxygenase large subunit N-methyltransferase, chloroplastic. Gene Ontology annotation, cellular component: chloroplast stroma. Gene Ontology annotation, biological process: peptidyl-lysine monomethylation. The record is from RefSeq and is a predicted model, not a curated record. Lineage: Eukaryota; Viridiplantae; Streptophyta; Magnoliopsida; Fabales; Fabaceae. The transcript is spliced from 12 exons. Bases 262 to 1761 code for a protein of 499 amino acids. Gene Ontology annotation, molecular function: protein-lysine N-methyltransferase activity.